Molecule: messenger RNA, 3474 nt
Organism: Callorhinchus milii (elephant shark)
Lineage: Eukaryota; Metazoa; Chordata; Chondrichthyes; Chimaeriformes; Callorhinchidae
Gene: cnot6l
Product: CCR4-NOT transcription complex, subunit 6-like
Exons: 12
Coding region: 573-2228 (551 amino acids)
Biological process (GO): nuclear-transcribed mRNA poly(A) tail shortening
Cellular component (GO): cytoplasm; nucleus; CCR4-NOT complex
Molecular function (GO): poly(A)-specific ribonuclease activity; protein binding
Source: RefSeq, a predicted model, not a curated record
CCGGUCUACUGUGACCAUGAAUUCAUAUUUUUAUCAUCUUUUGAGCGCUCUGAGGUGCCACCGCCAUAUAAAUGCAAAUUGUGUGAAGAAUGUUUUCACACAUAUUUAUAAUGAUUGGGUAUGAAAACUAGAAAUGUUAAUCAUCUGGAUUCAGCUAAAUCUCUAAAGGGAUGUCUAUUCAUUGCUUUAGCAUCAGGCAGAAAUAUGUUUUUAGGAGGGAGGAGGUACAAGUCAAAGGUCUGGGUAGGUAGACUGAAAGUAAACUUUGCCCUUAGGUGAUUACGUAGCAAUGUAAUGCAAUGUUGCUUUGGUGGCUUUCUAUAUUUGGCUUUGGCCUGAUAACUAACUUGGCUCUAAGUCUGAAGCAUUGAUGGCCAUGUUGUUGAACUGGUAGCAUGGCAGUUUGAGCUCUACUUGUCUGAUAAAAAGAAGAAGAAAGCAUAUUUGUCUUAUGUAAAAUAGAUAACUUCACAGAGACACUUCAGAGAAUCUUACUGCAUCUGUGCAAGUUGAUUUAAACAACUGUUUGCAAUAUUGUUUUUGGUGACAGAAGUUUCAAAAAGCUGAUUGGGAUGCCAAAGGAAAAAUAUGAUCCACCAGAUCCACGGAUAAUAUAUACAAUCAUGUCAUCUGAAGACGCAGGGAAUGUGAAGAAAUCAAAUUGGGUGGGAUUAGAAAUCUCCGGUAAAGUAAGGAGCUUGAGUACAUCAUUGUGGGAGUUAACACACUUGACGGCACUGCACCUUAAUGAUAAUAACCUUACACGCAUUCCAGCUGAUAUAUCGAAGCUCCAUAAUCUGGUUUACUUGGAUUUGUCAUCUAAUAAACUCCGCAGUUUGCCAGCAGAGCUCGGAAACAUGGUGUCGCUCAGGGAAUUACUUUUAAAUAACAAUCUCUUACGGGUUUUGCCUUAUGAACUCGGACGAUUGUUCCAGCUGCAGACCCUGGGUUUAAAAGGCAAUCCUUUGUCACAGGAUAUUCUAAACCUCUACCAAGAGCCAGAUGGAACACGAAAGCUACUGAACUACAUGCUUGACAAUUUAGCAGUUCAUCCAGAGCAGCUUCCUCAGAGGCCGUGGGUCACACUAAAGGAAAGAGAUCAAGUGCUACCAACAGCACUGUUCACUGUCAUGUGUUAUAAUGUUCUAUGUGACAAGUAUGCCACAAGGCAGCUAUACGGCUACUGCCCAUCCUGGGCUUUGAACUGGGAAUACAGGAAAAAGGGAAUUAUGGAAGAGAUUAUAAACUGUGAUGCAGACAUCAUAAGCCUUCAGGAAGUAGAAACCGAGCAAUACUUCAAUCUCUUCCUUCCUGAGCUGAAUCAGCAUGGAUAUGAUGGGUUCUUCUGUCCAAAGUCUCGUGCCAAAAUAAUGACUGAACAAGAAAGGAAGCAUGUGGAUGGUUGUGCGAUAUUCUUCAAAAAAGAAAAAUUUACACUGGUGCAGAAACACAGUGUGGAAUUCAACCAGUUAGCAAUGGCCAACUCCGAAGGAUCUGAAGCCAUGCUGAAUCGAGUGAUGACGAAAGAUAAUAUUGGCGUCGCAGUCCUGUUGGAGGUCCAUAAAGAUCUGUUUGGAGGUGUAAAGGCACUUCAUGGAACAGAAAAGCAACUAAUUUUAGUGGCCAAUGCACAUAUGCACUGGGAUCCAGAGUACUCAGAUGUGAAGCUCAUCCAGACUAUGAUGAUAGUCUCUGAACUCAAAAGCAUCCUGGAGAAGUCAGCUAACUCUCUUAGGCCAGGUUUCCCUUCUGCAGACCCUAAUUCCAUUCCUUUGGUGCUGUGUGCCGAUCUCAAUUCCCUGCCCAAUUCAGGUGUUGUGGAAUACUUGAGUACUGGAGGUGUUGAACAGAAUCACAAAGACUUUAAGGAGCUGAGGUACAACCAGUGUCUAAUGAAAUUCAGCUGCAAUGGGAAGAAUGGAACUUCUGAUGGCAGAAUUACUCAUGAUUUCCAUCUCAAGAGUGCGUACGAAAAUAGCCUGAUGCCUUACACAAAUUACACUUUUGACUUCAAAGGUGUUAUUGACUACAUUUUCUAUUCGAAGACUCGAAUGAAUGUGCUGGGAGUUCUUGGGCCUUUGGAUCCUCAGUGGCUUGUGGAAAACUGUAUCACUGGAUGUCCUCACCCUCAUAUUCCUUCAGACCAUUUUUCACUGUUAAUACAACUUGAACUCCACCUUUUGUUGCCAUCAUUGAUAAACGGUGUGCACUUACCGUGUAGGAGAUAGUGGAAACCAGUCCUAGAAGCUCUUCCUGCUUUUAUGGACGUGUACAGUUCUAAAUCAAAGUAUGAAGGAGUGAAGUAUGGCCUGUAAACAAUCUUACUUUUUUAGAUAUGUUCUGUAUGUUUAUAAUACACCUGUUCCACCAUUUCACAGCAUUACCACUGGGGCUGGAGCAAAUUAAAACCUACUUACUUUUGAAGGUUUAUUGCUCAAACCUUUGGAGACACUGGAGAUUCUGUCCUCUACAUGUCUAAAUAGAUUUUCUCACACUGCGACCAUGUAUUAACUGUUGGUUUUCCUAUUGGCUCUGGUUUUGAAACGGCACCAUUGUGUGCGUUGCAUGUGCAAUAACAUACAAUGUCAUUGAUUACUUCUCCAAAGAUUAACAGACAAAUUGCCUUCAGAUGACCUGAGUUUUGUCCCUGCCCUGGUUGCCUUAGAUCUAUUUAUAUAUCUGUUUUUAGACUUGUGUUGACUUAUUUACAAUUUGAGAUAAGUAUUCGGUGUCUUCACGUAAGUUACUCUUGAUUUCUUUGCCUGUAUGUUUUCAUUGAUCACUUUAAAUCUCUUAAAGACUUCUCUUUGCAACUUUUGAUAAUCAGUCAGAACCUCACCUCAGUUGUCUGACCGUGUUUAUCACAGUUAAUCAAUACCUCUCAUUGACUGAUCCUGAGUACUAAAGAACACGCAGAUCAAAAGGGUUCAUCUCAGUCCUAUUUGACCUUAUUCAUACUAGUGUAAGGCAGGCAUUUAGUCUCAGGUAAGGAAGAUCCUCUUUGAUUUAUUAAUUUGCAGGGAUGGAAAAGUGUUCAUGCUUCCCAAACUGAUUACUAAAGAUGUACUCUGUCCAGUAGAAAUGCUGUGAUUUUUUUAAAAAAGAAGUGGUUGAAAAUUAGUAGUAUUUGGUAAAAUCAUGUGUUUUGCGUUAUGUUUCUCCUUACGUAAGCCAACUGGAACCUCUUCUCUGCCAGGAGGGCAUGGUGCUCUGGAGUCCAUACCACAAUCAAUCCUGCUCCAUGAUUGGUCAGGAGAAGGUGCGUUUAGUGGAGCAAGUUGGUUUGGGCUUGCAUUUUGUUCCCACAUGAAAAACCAUGCAGCAAUUGGUGACUGUGACGCAUCAGAAAUUAUUUGGGCGUGAAUUCAAGUCAUGCUUGAAUUCAUGCGUGCUAUUACCAUCUAAUGCUUGUUAAUUUUGAUGUUGUGUAAUGCUUACAAAACUCUACUGCACUUUAUAAAGAAAUGGCUUUUU